Molecule: messenger RNA, 1098 nt
Organism: Dama dama (fallow deer)
Lineage: Eukaryota; Metazoa; Chordata; Mammalia; Artiodactyla; Cervidae
Gene: SNAI1
Product: snail family transcriptional repressor 1
Exons: 3
Coding region: 99-893 (264 amino acids)
Biological process (GO): regulation of DNA-templated transcription
Molecular function (GO): RNA polymerase II cis-regulatory region sequence-specific DNA binding; DNA-binding transcription factor activity, RNA polymerase II-specific
Source: RefSeq, a predicted model, not a curated record
GCACGGCGUCGCGGGUGGAGGGCUUUGCGAUCCCGGCGCGAUCCGGCGAGAACCGCCCCCCCCCCACCCCGCCCCUGCCGCCCGCUGCUUCGGCCACCAUGCCGCGCUCUUUCCUCGUCAGGAAGUCUGCCGGCUCCCGCCGGAGACCCAAUUACAGUGAGCUGCAUGACUCUUCUCCAGAGCUCACUUUCCAGCAGCCCUAUGACCAAGCCCACCUGCUGGCAGCCAUCCCACCGCCCGAGGUCCUCAAUCCCACUGCCUCCCUGCCGACGCUCAUCUGGGACUCUCUCUUGGCGCCCCAAGCCCAGCCCAUUGGCUGGGCUUCUCUCCUGCCCCAGGAGAUCCCCAAGGCUGGCGAGCUGACCUCCCUGUCCGACGAGGACAGCGGGAAAGGUUCCCAGCCCCCCAGCCCACCCUCUCCGGCUCCUUCGUCCUUCUCGUCCACUUCAGCCUCCUCCCUGGAGGCCGAGGGCUAUGCUGCCUUCCCAGGCUUGGGCCAGUUGCCAAAGCAGCUGACCGGGCUCUCCGUGGCCAAGGACCCCCAGUCUCGCAAGGCCUUCAACUGCAAAUACUGCAACAAGGAGUACAUCAGCCUGGGUGCCCUCAAGAUGCACAUCCGGAGCCACACGCUGCCCUGCGUCUGUAGCACCUGCGGGAAGGCCUUCUCCAGGCCCUGGCUGCUGCAGGGCCACGUCCGGACCCACACCGGCGAGAAGCCCUUCUCCUGCCCCCACUGCAGCCGCGCCUUCGCCGACCGCUCCAACCUCCGGGCCCACCUCCAGACCCACUCGGAUGUCAAGAAGUACCAGUGCAAGACAUGUUCCAGAACCUUCUCCCGAAUGUCCCUGCUCCACAAGCACCAAGAGUCGGGCUGCUCAGGAGGGCCGCGCUGACUCUCAGGCUCCUUCCGCCUCUCCGGGCCCUCCCUGCAGCCCAGAGCGGCCUCCCCCCCGAUCCAGAAGGGAGGACCCUGCCUCCUCAUCACUGCCACAGAAUCCACUCCUGAGCUCCACCAUCCGGCUGGACCCUGGGGACCAUUUCCUGGUCCUCUGGAUGCCCCGCCGGGCUUGGAGGGGCGGGAGCGCUUCCUGUUGGCGG